Parathielavia appendiculata is the source of this 1986-nucleotide messenger RNA. Its product is annotated as SGT1-domain-containing protein. NCBI's taxonomy places the organism in Eukaryota, Fungi, Ascomycota, Sordariomycetes, Sordariales, Chaetomiaceae. Gene Ontology annotation, cellular component: nucleus. The transcript has 2 exons. The coding region runs from base 1 to 1986 and encodes 661 amino acids. The record is from RefSeq and is a predicted model, not a curated record.
AUGGACACUGCCAGGGAGCCACGACCGGGAGACGAGGACUUUGAUGGAUUUCAAAUGAGACCCGCCGAGGACUGUGUAGAGUACAUGCUCUUCGUCAUUGGCGACAAGACGAGCAACACCCUUCCCAGUCUGGAAUCAGUUCGCAAGGCUGCAGAUCAGAAGCUGGAUGAGCUGGCCAAGGACUACAUCUGGCAGAGAGAGCCGUUUAAGCUGGAAACAAAGGUACAAAAGGGCCUCGGGAUCCCAUAUCUACAUGGGACCACCCGCUACGGAGACAAUGUCGAGGACGAAUGGCUCAUUGUGUACCUCCUGCGAGAACUGAGCAAGACAUAUCCCAGCCUUUGGGUCCGUGUCUCCGACAAUGACGGCGAGUUCCUCCUCAUCGAAGCCGCCAAGGUCACUCCGAAAUGGCUCAGCCCGGAGAAUGACACCAACCGCGUCUGGAUCCACGAAGGCAAGCUGCUCAUCAUCCCGCCAAGCAGUGCCACGAACACCUCAAGCCCCUCUAUCUCCAACUCCAACUCCAAACCCCUUACCCUCGCCGAAGCCAUCUCAACGCUCAGAACCACCCCGUCUUCCGCCCUCGUCUACUCCCCCCUAGUCGAAGCAGAAGCCUUCUACCGCCUCGAAAAAUAUCCCUCCCACAUCCUCACCUCCCUCCACCACUCCCGGGCCACCAUCCCGCGAAAACUAGCCUACAUCCUCCAGACCCUACCCAAGUCCAUCGCCCCGGCAACCGAAGCCUUCUACCUGCGCACCGCGGACUCCCUCAAGCCUCUUCUCUCUCCUAAUUCAAACAAACUCAUCUUCCCGCCCACCGACCUCGUCACAGUCAGCGUCCGCUUCACGCGCGUCCUCUACGCGCAGCUCGUGAUGCAGCACUUCCCGCCGCCGCUGGUAUGGAGCAACCGGCUGCGCGACGCCGAGGUCGAGGUUGCGACGACGACGAUUGCAGCAGCAGCAGCACCGGAAUCGGCAAGAGCCGCAGAAGCGAAAAAGAAACUGGCGCGGCUUGAACUGGGCAUGAAGCUCACUACGGGUUUCGAGAUGCUACUACAAGCAGCGCAGGCGCACGAGAGUUCGAACCGUGUCAUCAGGGAGGUGGCGCUACUCCUGGAGGAUCUGGCCGAGGACGGCGGGGAUGAAGUGGUGCUGCCUUUGGACGAGGAGAUUGCGCGAUGGGAGGGAGUGGACAGGGAGGAUGAUGACGGGUGGAUGGAUAUUGAUUUUGAGGAGUUUGAGCGUGAGUUGGAGGGGAAGACUAAGGAGAAGGUGAAGGGAACGGCUGGAGGUGGUAAUAAUGGAGAAGGAGGAGGUGGUGGUGAGCGAGGGGGUUUUGGGAAUGCCGCUGCGCAGGCUGAUUUGCAAAAGAUUGUGUCGAGGUUUGAGGCGUUUUUGAAUGAUGAGACGGCGGGGAUUGAGGGGGCUGAGAUCGAGGAGAUGGAUCGGGACAAUGACAGUGAGGAGGAGGAGGAGGACGACGACGACGACGAGGAGGAAGAUAAAGAGAUUAGUUUUGAUGAGGAGCAGUUUGCGAGGAUGAUGCGGGAUAUGAUGGGCCUUCCGGCGGAGGAUGUGACCCAGAAGAAGGGCAACGCAAAGGCUGUCGAGGAGGAAGCGGCACAGGGAGAGAUGGCCGAAGAAGAGGAGGACGAAGACGAAGAAAUUCGGAAGCUCAUGGAGCAGAUGGAAUCAGAGCUCAAGGGCCACGGCGUAUUGGAGUUUGACCCUAAGCCGAAUGCUACGUCCUCGAUCACUGAGAAGGGUGAGGGACCAUCCACAGCAGGAGCAGUUGCGCCCAGGGAAGAGGCCGACAACGAAGGCAGCGACGAGGAGGUGGAUAUUGAUUACAACCUCGCCAAGAACCUCCUGGAGAGCUUCAAGAGCCAGGCAGGCAUGGCCGGUCCCGCGGGUAACCUGCUCGGUUUAAUGGGUAUGACCUUGCCACGGGACGAUGAGGGGGACUGGGAUGAAGACAACAUGUAG